UAAUAUUUUUGACAGAAUAAUCUUUAAUAUCAUAAUUGCUCCGAUGGGAUGGACUGUCAACACCACUAAAGUACCGAAAAUCCUAAAAACAAGAUUGCUCUACUUUUAAAAUGUAUAAAUUAAAAAAAUAAAAGUAUGAAAUUUUAGUGCAGCAACAAAUAAUGGCUCUUGAAAGAGCUGAGAACAUCAUAAAUAAAGUAGAAACACUUGAACAAAAUUAUGAUAUUUUAAAUGAACUUGGAAGAGGGCGAUUUGCUGUUGUGAAGAAAUGCGUUUGCAAGAAAACAGGGACAGUCUAUGCUGCAAAAGUUAUAAAAAAAUCACGAUCAGGCAACCAUGGAAGAAGUGGUAGAGAACAGCUACUUUUAGAAAUAGAUAUAUUGCAUCAAUCUCAGCAUCCAAAAUUAGUAAGGCUGUUUGAUGUAUUUGAGACAAGAACAGAGAUGCAACUUGUUUUAGAGUUCGCUCAAGGUGGUGACUUACAUCGCCAUUGUAUAGAGGCUGACGUAGCACGCACUGAAAAAGAAAUAUGUUAUCUCAUUCGUCAGAUAGUGGAAGCUGUUUGUUAUCUUCAUAGUCUAAAAAUAGUCCAUUUGGAUUUGAAGCCUGACAAUAUUUUGUUAAAAGAAGCUAGUGAGAUAUUUCCUGAAAUUCGGCUUAUUGAUUUUGGACUUUCUCGGAGGCUGGAUUUACCUUACAGUCAAUUUGAUAUUGUUGGCACUCCGGAAUAUGUUGCACCAGAGGUUUUAGCAUAUGAACCUAUUGAUUUUGGUUCAGAUAUGUGGAGUAUUGGUGUAGUUACUUAUGUAUUGUUGAGUGGUAUUUCUCCAUUUGCUGGAGAUGAUGUAAUGGAAACUUAUGCAAAUAUAGGAAUGGUUGAAUAUGAUUUUGAUUGUGAAGAAUUCGAUGAUGUAUCAGAUUUAGCAAUGAAUUUUAUUGAAAAAUUGUUGGAACGUAGACCAAAAGAUAGAAUGACAGCAUUUGAAGCCUUUGAACAUGAUUGGAUUAAGCAACUAGAACAAGGCAUCACAGCAGAAGAUGUUGUUCUUGCACAAAAUUUGAAAACUAGUCAAGGCAUUAUAAAGUCUGAUGUUAUAGUUUCAGAAAAUACAGAAAAGCCAAAACUAAAAAAGCAGGUUUCAAUUGAAAACUUUGAUAAUUCUUCUGUUGAUGAGUCAAAUAGUUCUUGUAAAAGUUUAUGUGGAGAAACAGAUGAUAAAUUGCACGAUAAUAAACUAAUGGAAAAACAGAAAAAUAGUUUAGAAGUUAACACACCUUUAAUCGAAAUUAAUAAUCAUACAGAUAAUGAUAUAUCUGAUGAUAAAAAUAUUGCAGUGAUUAAAGCUAAUAAUAUAUGUGAAAAUUUGGAUAAAAAACAUUUUCCGGUAAAAUCUUCUGAAAUUCCUAACACCAGUAUAUCUAAAUCUGAUGUUUUUGAAGUGCCAGUUGAACCUAUUGAUGUUCCGAUUUCCGAACAUGUAAAAGAAGCUAUUCCUGUAAUUAUUGACCCGAAAACAGAAGAACUUCACGAUCAUCCAACAGCAAAUACUGAUCAGUUUAUUUCUCAGAAUGAAAAAUCAUCCAGUGAAAUAUGCGAAAAUGAAAAAGAAAAUCAUAUCUCUUCUGAAAUUUAUUCAGUCACCAGUGAUCAACAUAUAGAUGAUAUGACUUCUAAAAAAUGUUUGAUUACUGAAGAACCAAUUAUAGAUGAUAUUUCCUCUAAAAAAAGUUCUGUCUCUGAAGAUCAAAAGGAGAUUCAUAAAAAAAUUUUAUCUGAUGAUACUAGUGUAAGUUCAAAAUCAGUAACUAAGACGCCCUCAUUUUCGCAGAAAAAAGAGACUGAGAGUGAUGAUCCAAAACAAAAAACAAAUCGUUUAUCGUCAAAGUUUGCAUCAAUGUUUUCUCCUGAAACCACAUUUGAAUCAAAAAAUCAUACUGAUAAUCUGAUCAAGAAAGAACGAAUAAACAAAUUUGAAUCCAAGUUAUCAGCAGAUACACAUGUAUCACCCACCCCAACAUUAACAAGACCUUUUAGUCCUUCAAAUACUAAUCAAUUAUUACAAAAUGUUUCAACUAGUCCAUGGAUAACCAAGAAAAAAACAGACUUUUUAGAGAACAAGACCAUCCAUAGCUCUGCUGGAUCCCCUGGUUCCCCAGGAUCUAGAAACUUUAAAGGUAUUUUAGAAAUUGAAAAGAAAGCUCCUGUUGUCACACGAAAUGUAGUUACUCAAAAAAUACCUGGCGGAAUUGCAGCAAAAAUGGCUAAUAAAUUUACAAAUAAUGAAGAGCCUGGUAGAAAUCCAAUUAAAACAUCGGUAAAAUUAAAUUCAUCAGUUACGUCUGAAAAACAUAAUAGUGACGCAGCUAAAGCUAAGAUAGAAGUUAAUGCUGUCAACGAUCAUAGUGUCACUAAUAGUCAGGAACCUAUAAAUUCUCCACCAAUCGAAAGUUUGAAAGAUACGGCGAAAUUAAAUACCGAAGAAGUUGCUCUAGGAAAUAAUAAAGAAGCAAAUAUGAACUUGUUAAUAAUAAAAUCAGAUAAUUUUAUUCCUGAAAUUCCUUCAGGUUCAAAUCCAACGAGUCCUGUUAAUGAAAAGAAUAAUUCAGUUUCAACUCCUUUCGAAGAAAAAAUAGCUCACAAAAUCGACUUAAAGAAAGUAGAUACGUUUAAACCUCCGCCUAGAUCUACAAGUCCUUUACCUAGAGUUGUCAGUCCAAUACAAAACAGAGUGGCUCAAUUUCAAUUAAAAAAGAAUGUGGAUAAUCAUGUUAUUACCAGUUCAGAUCGAGAUCAUCCGCAUCAAAAAGAAGCUGAUGAUCGUCAUUCUCCUUUACCUAGAGUAAGUAAAAAAAGCGAGGAAAGCCGAAUUAAAUUAGGCGCUGAUCAUAAUCAUCCUUCUGUGAAAGUCACAGAAGACAGUCAUAAUCAUCCUUCUGUGAAGGUCGCAGAAGACGGUCAUAAUCAUCCUUCUGUGAAAGUCGCAGAAGACGGUCAUAAUCAUCCUUCUGUAAAUGUUGCAGAAGACGGUCAUAACCAACCUUCUGUGAAAGUCAAAGAAGACGGUCAUAAUCAUCCUUCUGUGAAAGUCAGAGAAGAUGAUCAUAAUCAACCUUCUGUAAAUAUUACAGAAGAUGGUUAUAAUCAUUCUUCUGUGAAAGUCACAAAAGAUGGUCAUAUAUCCCCAACUGAAGAUAAUAUAAAAAAGCUGGUUAUUGGACCUAGUUUUAAUGCUAAUGAAAAUAAAAUCAAAAUGCAAAUGGGUUCAAGUGGUUGUAUACAAAUGAAUUUCGCUACCAAUAAUUCUCACGGAGGAAACGAAGAAAAUGGAGAUGACAUCGAGACUUCAGAAGACGAUGAAAUGAAAGAAGGAAAAUCUUUCCAACGAACGAUGUUAAAAGAUACUAAAGAAAAAAGUAAGAGUCUAACUCGGCGUACUCGUGGGGGUACUGGUGAAGGAUCGCCGCAGGCGCAAAAGAAGAAUUACCGACGGUUAUAUGUGUCAAAAACUCGAACUUUGAGAGUUGUGGAACCUUCAAAUUGCGUAAAUAAUGAUGCUGCUAAAAUUAUGCAAAGAGUUGACAACGAUGUACUUAAAAUAGAGUUUCACCUAAAGUCGACGGACCUCAAGCUUCUUCCUUGAAUAUUAUGUUACUUUGCAGCAUUCUAAGAGAAGUGCAAGUGGCAUGAAAAAUUAUUUUGAAUGGGAGAAGAUCAAUAUGUACCUAUUGUAGAGUGACACCCAUCGAAAUAUAAUUUCACCAAUAUAUUGUGUAAUCCAAGAUCUUAUGGAUGCACUUAUAUAUCUGUUGCUAUAGUUGUUAAAUCACUUUAAUGAAAUGCGAACUGCAAACCUCGGAUCAGUAUUUUCGCAUAACUUUUCUAUGUUGUUACGUUAUUUUUGUAUAAUAUACCUUACCGUUUAAUGCGGUUAAAUAUAUAAACGCUGUGAAGUGAAAACAAAUACUAAAAAAGUAA
This is a messenger RNA of Hydra vulgaris (swiftwater hydra), 3976 nucleotides long. Its product is annotated as serine/threonine-protein kinase dst1. The record is from RefSeq and is a predicted model, not a curated record. Gene Ontology annotation, biological process: positive regulation of apoptotic process; intracellular signal transduction; protein phosphorylation. Gene Ontology annotation, cellular component: nucleus. Lineage: Eukaryota; Metazoa; Cnidaria; Hydrozoa; Anthoathecata; Hydridae. Gene Ontology annotation, molecular function: ATP binding; protein serine/threonine kinase activity.